AUGGGGUUGUUCAAUGUCACUCACCCCGUUUCCUUCCUCCUGACUGGAAUCCCUGGUCUGGAAAGCUUGCAUCCCUGGCUGGCCGGGCCCCUCUGUGUGAUGUAUGUAGUGGCCCUUGGGGGAAACACAGUGGUGCUGCUGGCUGUGGGAACAGAACCUGGCCUCCAUGCACCCAUGUACUACUUUCUGUCCAUGUUAUCCUUCAGUGACAUGGCCAUGGCCAUGGCCACACUGCCCACUGUAUUCAGAACCUUCUGCCUUGAUGCCCACAACAUUGCUUUUGAUGCCUGCCUAAUCCAGAUGUUUCUCAUUCACUCUUUCUCCAUGACGGAGUCAGGUAUUCUGCUGGCCAUGAGCUUCGACCGCUAUGUGGCCAUUUGUGAUCCAUUGCGCUAUGCUACUGUGCUCACCAAUAAAGUCAUUGCUGGGAUGGGCUUAGCAGUCACUGCUCGGAGCUUUAUCACCCUCUUCCCUCUUCCCUUCCUCAUCAAGAGGCUUCCUAUCUGCAGAUCCAAUGUUCUUUCCCACUCCUACUGUCUGCACCCAGAUAUGAUGAAGCUUGCCUGCACUGAUAUCACCAUCAACAGCAUCUAUGGACUCUUUGUUCUUGUAUCCACUUUUGGCAUGGACCUGUUCUUUAUCUUCCUCUCCUACAUGCUUAUUCUGCAUUCUGUAUUGGCCAUUGCUUCCCGUGAGGAACGCCUCAAAGCUCUCAACACCUGUGUGUCCCAUAUCCUAGCUGUGCUUGCCUUUUAUGUACCAAUGAUUGGGGUCUCCACAGUGCAUCGUUUUGGGAAGCACAUCCCACGGUACAUCCAUGUCCUCAUGUCCAAUAUCUACCUCUUUGUGCCGCCUGUGCUAAAUCCACUCAUUUACAGCGCCAAGACAAAGGAGAUCCGCCGAGCCAUUGUCCGAGUGUUCCACCGCCUCAAAAUGUGA
Molecule: messenger RNA, 939 nt
Organism: Heterocephalus glaber (naked mole-rat)
Lineage: Eukaryota; Metazoa; Chordata; Mammalia; Rodentia; Bathyergidae
Product: olfactory receptor 51I2
Biological process (GO): G protein-coupled receptor signaling pathway
Cellular component (GO): plasma membrane
Molecular function (GO): olfactory receptor activity; G protein-coupled receptor activity
Source: RefSeq, a predicted model, not a curated record